Messenger RNA from Seminavis robusta, 960 nucleotides. The record is from the annotation of a GenBank genome assembly. Lineage: Eukaryota; Bacillariophyta; Bacillariophyceae; Naviculales; Naviculaceae.
AUGUUGAAGGCAUCCAUGUUUGCCAGUCCUUCUGAAGAUAAACGAGAAAAAACGGUCAUGGCAGUCUUGGAGGAAUUACAAAAGGACCUGACCUUGGUGGCAGCCGGGGCCAAUGCAGUGGACACUCAAGGAGAGUUUGAGCUCAAGGACGAUACGCCUCGAUUGGUUCGUUACUUCGACACUCCCGGUGACUGUUUGUUGCGUCACAAUGGCUUGACGGUCCGAAUUCGACGUCCUUUGGAUGAAUGGUACAGUGAUCCUUGGGAGGCCAUGCUCAAGGCUUGCAGUGGGGAUCGGUACCAUACUACAGUACGGAUGCCCUAUGUGCAAGGCUGCAAUUCCGAGGUUUCCAAGGAAUACAAGAACAAGUUCGAGGAAGAUAUUGGCCAUUUCGACUGGACGGGUAGUGUCUUUAGUUUCAGUCAGAAAUGCUAUGUUGCCCCGAAGGAUCUGCCAGAACACAGCAGGGGUAACUUACAAAUGGUUUCCACUGUAUGGGAGAAUACACAAGACUUCUUCCAGAAUGAUCUCGGAUUUGAUGACAUGUCCACACCAUUGGCUUUGGUCAGCAACACUACUAUCACCGAGAUUGCGUAUGAAGACUUCUGGAUCUAUCUGGAUGAGGAUGACUAUGAUGACGAUGAUGCCAUGGCACAGGCCAAAGUAACUCUCUGGUACAAGACACAGGAUGGGAUCAUAACCGAUGGUGGCGAACAUAAAUUGCCUGAAUAUACUGGGGUGGGGGACCCCAUCGUCGCCGAACUGAGUUUUCGAAUCAAGAGCAAGCACGAAGCAUGGACGGAUGAUACCAUCAUGAACAUGCACAACUUUUGGGAACAGUUGGGCACGUCUUUGCCCAAAAAGUGGUUGGAUCCCAAAAGUAUGACCAAGACAUCCUGGAUCUAUCAGUAUGAUCCCGAAUUUUGUAAUCCCGAAGAUUCGAAUGGAGAGUCGAGUUGA